This is a messenger RNA of Spea bombifrons (plains spadefoot toad), 6138 nucleotides long. RefSeq names its product microtubule associated serine/threonine kinase 2 (gene MAST2). Gene Ontology annotation, molecular function: microtubule binding; magnesium ion binding; ATP binding. The transcript has 30 exons. The record is from RefSeq and is a predicted model, not a curated record. The coding region runs from base 242 to 6037 and encodes 1931 amino acids. Gene Ontology annotation, cellular component: microtubule cytoskeleton. Gene Ontology annotation, biological process: intracellular signal transduction; peptidyl-serine phosphorylation. NCBI's taxonomy places the organism in Eukaryota, Metazoa, Chordata, Amphibia, Anura, Pelobatidae.
UGUUCUGCUGCUGCGGCGGCGGGUUUGACAGGAGAGAUCGGAUGUAGUUCCGGCUGGCGUAGUGAUCGCUGCGGCCCCAGGUCGGGAAUUAGUAUUGGAGCAGACCGGUUAGUCUGUGAGGAGCUGACGCGGGUAUCCGGCGCCUGAAGCUCCAUAGAGAUUCGGGGUGAGGGGUAUCGACAUGGUGUCGGGCUCUGUGCGGGAUCCCGGCUGAAAGCCAACCUAAACCUUACCGGAAACCAUGAAGAGACUGCGGGGAAGCCAAGAGAAACCCGCAGCGGGCAAUGGGGAUGAAGCGCGGGCAGCACAGUCAUUCCGCAGGAGAACAGCGGGACCGGAGGACCGGGCAGGCGGCAAGGAACAGGACACCGUUCCUCCUCCGGCUCCGCUGAUCUUUAGGAAGCUGAGCAAUCCAGACCUGUUCUCCUCUACAGGAAAGGUUAAAUUGCAUCGGCAACUGAGCCAGGAUGACUGCAAGCUUCGGAGGGGAAGUUUAGCGAGCUCGCUUACAGGUAAGCAGCUGCUCCCCCUUUCUAACAGCGUGCACAGCGGGGUCAGUCAGCUAACAUGGCAGCCCCCUGCGGAGUCUUCCAACUUGGUCCGAAUGCGAAACCAGUGUCUUGGCCAGUCCGCGCCGUCUCUCACCGCAAGCUUCAAAGAACUGAGUCUCCCGCGAAGAGGAAGCUUCUGCCGCACCAGCAAUCGGAAGAGUUUGGUUCUGGCUUCCAGCACAUCUCCGACCUUACCUCGACCUCACUCGCCCCUCCAUGGACACACAGGUAACAGCCCGCUGGACAGCCCCCGCAACUUCUCCCCCAAUGCCGCUGCUCACUUUUCCUUUGUUCCUGCGCGGAGCCAUGGACACAGAGCCGACAGGACUGAUGGACGCCGCUGGUCCUUGGCAUCCUUGCCUUCUUCGGGAUAUGGAACCAACACUCCCAGUUCAACGGUUUCAUCAUCAUGCUCAUCUCAGGAGAAGCUGCACCAACUUCCCUAUCAACCAACGCCGGACGAGCUUCACUUCCUGACCAAACAUUUCAGCACCGAGAGCAUCACUGACGAGGACGGACGCCAAUCACCAGUCAUGAGACCUCGAUCCAGAAGCCUCAGCCCCGGCCGCUCUCCCAUCAGUUAUGAUGGAGAGAUUGUUUUGGUAAACCACAUCUAUAAAGAGAGAUUUCCAAAGGCAACUGCCCAAAUGGAGGAAAGACUGGCCGAGCUUAUCACCGAUAACGCACCAGAGAACCCCUUAGCAGAUGGCGUCCUUAAUUUUGUCCAUCACCAAGUUGUUGAGCUGGCUCGGGACUGCCUUAGUAAAUCUCAGGACGGACUCAUCACGUCGCGAUAUUUUUACGAGCUCCAAGAGAAGCUGACAAAACUUCUGCGAGAUGCCCACGAGAGGUCAGAAAGUUCCGAGGUUGCUUUCGUAACCCAGCUGGUCAAAAAGCUGCUAAUUAUUAUUGCAAGACCGGCUCGUCUUCUGGAUUGUCUGGAGUUUGACCCGGAAGAGUUUUAUCAUCUGUUAGAAGCAGCAGAAGGCCAUGCUAAGGAAGGGGAAGGAAUUAAAACGGACAUCCCGCAAUAUAUUAUCAGUCAGCUGGGUCUCACCAAAGACCCCUUGGCAGAAAUGACCCAGCUGAACAGCUAUGAAAGUAGCAAUGCCCAUACUCCUGAGGCAGAUGAUCCACUAGAGGGCCGCAGCGGUGCUACCAUACAAAAGAAGACCCCGUCAGAAGAAGAGUUUGAAAACAUCAAGUUGAUCAGUAACGGGGCAUACGGGGCUGUGUAUUUGGUGCGCCACAAGCGGACCAAACAGAGGUUCGCCAUGAAGAAAAUCAACAAGCAAAACUUAAUGCUCCGUAAUCAGAUCCAGCAAGCCUUUGUAGAGAGAGACAUUCUCACGUUUGCAGAAAAUCCUUUCGUCGUUAGCAUGUUUUGUUCCUUUGAGACCAAACGACACCUCUGCAUGGUGAUGGAAUACGUUGAAGGUGGUGAUUGUGCGACUCUGUUGAAGAACAUCGGGGCUCUCCCUGUAGAAAUGGCCAGACUGUACUUUGCAGAAACCGUGCUGGCUUUAGAGUAUCUACACAAUUACGGCAUAGUGCACCGCGAUCUAAAGCCUGACAACCUCCUCAUCACGUCAAUGGGUCACAUCAAAUUGACUGAUUUUGGUCUCUCUAAAAUUGGUCUGAUGAGUCUAACGACAAACCUCUACGAAGGUCAUAUUGAAAAGGAUGCAAGAGAGUUCCUUGACAAACAGGUGUGUGGUACACCUGAAUAUAUUGCGCCGGAGGUCAUACUCACGCAGGGCUAUGGAAAACCUGUGGAUUGGUGGGCCAUGGGCGUCAUUCUUUAUGAAUUUCUAGUUGGCUGCGUGCCGUUCUUCGGAGAUACCCCAGAAGAGUUGUUUGGGCAAGUCAUCAGUGAUGAGAUCGCUUGGCCAGAAGGUGAUGACGCUCUGCCCUCUGAUGCCCAGGAUGUCAUAUGUCAACUUUUGCGUCGGAAUCCCCUUGAAAGAAUGGGGACAGGAGGAGCAUAUGAGGUGAAACAACAUAUAUUCUUCAAAGGUUUGGACUGGACUGGAUUGCUUCGACAGAAAGCUGAAUUCAUACCGCAGCUGGAAUCCGAGGAUGACACAAGCUAUUUUGACACCCGGUCGGAGAGGUACCAUCAUCUAGAUUCCGAAGAUGAUGAUGAUACCAAUGAUGAUGAUCCAGUUGAAAUUAGGCAAUUUUCUUCCUGUUCACCUAGAUACUGCAAGGCAUAUCGCAGCAUGGAAAAGCUGUCCAUCCAUGAUGACAAAACACCGCCUCCCGCUAAACGCAGCCUAAGUGAAGAGAAGGAAGACAGACUGGACAUCUUAAGUGGCCUAAAGACCAGGAACUGGGAAAUUGGAUCCCCAGAGAUACUGCGGAAACGUCUAUCUGCUUCCGAGUCCUCGCACACGGAGAGUGAUUCUAGCCCCCCGCUAACAGCCCGGAGGCUCUGUCCGCAAGGAAAAGAUGUCCCUCGUUUUGCCAUCAGCACCGAGGAGGAUUCGCAGUCCCAUAAGAAGUUAUCUGGUUCACUGGAGGAAUCCGCAUCGACCCCGGCAUCCGUUCCUCGAGAAGAGAUUGCAAGCCUCCCGGUUGUGCCGCCGCCUGUGGGCCGCGAAGUGAAGACUGAGGAAGAGACGGCUCUGUCCACACCGUCGUCCACCAUCAGCAGCAUAAGCAGCUCCACGACACUCACUGCUGGUAGUACAGCGGACUUCUCUGAUCAGAGCACACAUAACGUGAGCACAGAAGGCACGGACUUCACCACUCCGAAAGCCAUCAGCGAUUUGGCAGUGAGGAGAGCCCGGCACAGGCUUCUCUCCGGGGACGCUGGAGAGAAACGCGCUUCCAGACCCAUUAACAAAGUCAUCAAAUCGGCCUCUGCCACUGCUUUGUCCCUAAUGAUUCCCUCUGACCACCACACUUGUUCUCCUUUGGCCAGUCCAAUGUCCCCUCAUUCCCUAUCCUCCAACCCAUCCUCAAGAGACUCCUCACCAAGCAGGGAUUUCUCCCCGGCUGUAUCCCACCUCAAACCCCCGGUCGUCAUACACCGUGCUGGGAAGAAGUAUGGCUUCACUCUGCGAGCCAUCCGUGUUUACAUGGGAGAGACUGAUGUCUACACGGUCCAUCACAUGGUGUGGCAUGUGGAAGAAGGUGGCCCAGCUCAAGAAGCUGGCCUGCGGGAAGGUGAUCUGAUCACGCAUGUGAACGGGGAGCCGGUGCACGGACUGGUCCAUACAGAAGUUGUGGAGCUCAUUUUGAAGAGCGGAAACAAAGUGUCCAUAUCCACCACACCGUUUGAAAACACUUCCAUCAAGGUUGGACCGGCAAGGAAACAGAGCUACAAGUCUAAAAUGGCUCGAAGGAUCAAAAAAAGUAGAAGCAAGGAUGGCCAGGAAAGUAAGAAAAAGUCUUCCUUGUUCAGGAAGAUUACGAAGCAAGCGUCAUUACUUCACACGAGCCGCAGCCUGUCUUCUCUCAACCGCUCGCUUUCCUCUGGAGAGAGCAUGCCGGGAUCUCCGACGCACGGGCUGUCCCCUCGCUCCCCUACACAGAGUUACAGAUCUACGCCAGAAUCCACACAUUCAGUUGGUGGAAAUUCCUCUCAGAGCAGUUCUCCAAGCUCCAGCGUCCCCAAUUCCCCUGCCAGUUCUGGACAUAUACGACCAAGUUCUCUCCAUGGUUUGGCUCCCAAGCUUCAAAGGCAAUACAGGUCUCCACGAAGAAAGUCCGCAGGGAAUAUACCACUUUCUCCUUUGGCACAUACCCCGUCACCCACAUCCCAGUCCACGUCUCCGCCGCGUUCUCCAUCACCUCUACCGGGGCACACGCUUGGAAAUUGUAGCCUUCUUCAAUCUUUUACUGGCAAACUUCAUUCUUCCCCACCUAUGGUCAGACAGAUUUCACGGCCAAAGAGCGCUGAGCCCCCUAGAUCUCCUUUGCUAAAACGGGUUCAGUCCGCAGAGAAGCUAUCAGGGUCGCUCUCUUCUGAGAAAAAGCUUGCUUCGUCGCGCAAGCACAGCCUGGACAUCUCUCACUCAGAAUUCAAGAAAGAUAUAAUGCAGCGAGACCUAAGCUUGCAGUGUCUGCCUGAGUUUUUGAUUGAGAAUGCAGGAGGGAAAGUGGGACUUGCGGAAAAGGGAACAUUGCAGAAGCCCUCCUCGAGGAAACUUGGGGCCAUUCGCCAGGACCGAGUGGAGAGAAGGGAGUCUCUGCAAAAGCAAGAAGCUAUUCGAGAGGUGGAUUCUUCCGAGGAUGAAACGGAUGAAGGGUCCGAGGACAGCCAAGAUGGGAGAAGAUUAGACAGGUCGUCUUUUAGAAAUGAUCAGGAUUCAGGUUCUGGGUUUAGUGAUGAAAAGGACUCAUGUCAAAUACAUAGCAAGAGGAGUACAGAGAAUGAUUCGUUCCUGGCCCUGGAUGCCAAGGGAAAAAGCGAAUGGAAUACGCUGUUGCAGGUUUCGGACACUAGUCAAAAGGUACCAAUUGCUGGUCCUUUGUCAUCCUGUAAAUCUAGAACCCUUCCAGAAAUGUGCCUGCAGUCUGCGCUUCAAAGCAAAGCCCUAAAGCACAAAGUAAGUUUGAGGAGUGAAGAGUCCAACACCCUGUUAGAAGGCAAACUGAAUCUGGGUACUGCUCCGGAAAACAGGUGUAACGAUGGAAAUCCAAAAACUUUACUGAUGCUUAAAGGAGAUGACCUUUGUUUAGAUGCCAACAUAUUUCUACCAGCUGUAGGUAACCAGACAGAUACAAUUCAGAAUUUGGGGGUGCCUAAUUGUAUUGAGAAUGACUCUAAAUUGUCAGCACUUUCUCUCGCUGCCUCUCCAUGCAUGAUGGCUGCCCCAAGAUCUAAUGCAGUGAAUUGCCCCGAGUCAAAUAUCCGCUCACCUGUAAUUCCUGCAUCAGAUGCAAAUGGGCAAUAUGAGCCCGGUGUAAAGGAGCACAGACGGCUGAGACCCCCCGAAACGCAAUGCACUUUGAACAACAAAGGCCAUUCGGACUUAAAAGAACUAUCCUGCUGCAGUCCCGCCGGGAGCGCCCCCUACGAUGAAACGCCAUCUGCACAUCCCAUCGCCACCGUGGCCAAAAGUAUCUUGGGACCAGUGAAGCUUAGCAAACCGGGAUCAAGGGAUUUAGAUGAUCUGCAAAAUGAAAAAAAACCAAAACAAAAGAAACCUGAGAUUUCCCGCUCCGAAUCAGUACAGGAAGGUUUGAGAACGGUUUCUGCGGCUGGGGGUUUCAGGACGUGUGCGUCUCUGACCGACUGCACCGUGUCUGCGGUAUCCCAGCAGCAGAACCGGACUUCCAUUCACAAAAGCACCGAGCCCUCAGACCGUACUAUCGCUACAGAGAGAUGCACUGCGAGGUCUCCUUCGUUUACUGAGGUCGGCCAGAAACUGCGGGGAGACGAAACGGAAACACAAGGGAAAAGCCGAGAGACUGGAAGCCGUACGCAGUCCCCGGACAUCGCGGCGUUACAUGCAGAUACACUGAAGAAAACAUAGCAUAGUUCUUAUUGCUGAUAUACUGUGUUGGCGUUUGAUCUAUGACUGCAUGUAUAUAUCUGUGUAUAGCUUUUUAUAUAUAUAUAUACACUUUUCCAGUU